Pseudomassariella vexata is the source of this 1245-nucleotide messenger RNA. Its product is annotated as Mpv17/PMP22 family protein. NCBI's taxonomy places the organism in Eukaryota, Fungi, Ascomycota, Sordariomycetes, Amphisphaeriales, Pseudomassariaceae. The transcript has a single exon. The record is from RefSeq and is a predicted model, not a curated record. Bases 193 to 801 code for a protein of 202 amino acids. Gene Ontology annotation, cellular component: cytoplasm; membrane.
CCUGCCUGUUGGUCCACUUGUCGUGUGAGAUGUAUCCUUAUCGAACCGCGUCUAUCAUUAUCCCAGCACGUUAGCCGGCCUCAUCUCGAAUCCAACGACAUAUCUUCCCACCAGCAGUGUCCCACGUUCAUUUAUUUCAUUUUUAACAAGAGAGUGAGGGCUGCAGGGCAUCCCGCAAGCUAGCAACCGGCCAUGCCCUCCCUCCUUGCAACCGCCUUCCAAAACACACUCCUUAAAGCCGGCGCCAACCUAACCGCCCAACUCGCCUCGCGAUGGCGAACACCACCCGGUAGCAUCCCCACGCCUCUAGACCUGCAGCGCAUUUUCGAGUUCGCCAUCUUCGGCUUCAUCGGUGCCAAUGUCGGGUACGCGUGGCACCAUUUUCUAGAACACAGCUUCCCCACGUGGACAGUCACUUUCAUCGCCAAACACUCAGAUGACGACCCGGAGUCGUUGCUCAAAUAUGAGGCCCCGCCGGUACCGGCAACGCAGAACGGCGAGUUAAAGGUCAGCUGGCGCAAUAUCUGGGCCAAGGUCGUUGUGGAUCAGACGGUGGGGUUGCCGGUCAUGAUUGCGAUUUUUCUGGUCAUUACGAACGUGGCGCGGUUGGCGACUUUCGCCAUGGUCUUGGAUGUCGUGAAGGAGAAGGAGUGGGGGUUGAUUAAGGCGGGGUGGACGAUUUGGCCGGCGGUUUGUGUGGUCAAUUUUUACUGGGUGCCCGUUAAGUCGAGGGUUAUUGUGGCUUCUUGUGUGGGGUUUGGGUGGAAUAUUUUUUUGAGUUUGGUUUCGAUGGCGAGGUGACGUUGGCGAUCUGGGUUGGGUAGCGGAGAAGGUGGUUUUGUUUGAUCUGGUCCCUAGGAAGGGGUUUUGCGAGUGGCUUUGCGGGUGGCUUUGCGAGUGGGAGUCAACUGGAUUGUAGGAUCAGGGUAUAGGAUAUGCACUUUAGAGUUACUGGCAGCUUGUACUCCUUUCAAUAUGCCACGAGGCAUGCUCAUUGGAUGUUCAUGUAGGUCUCAAGGCAAUAUUCUGCGAGGACCUAGCUCAGUAACAUGCCGAUAUGUUGGUAUGAGUUUUCGGCAAGGCUUUAUUCCCGGUGUCUAGGAGGACCUCAAUUGGACAGGUGUGAGCAGGUUUAGGAAGCUGCUAGCUCCAUAGUCGCAUGAUGAACACUUGGGAACUAAUAAGAACCCAAAGGCUCUGUUUGGCUCGUAAGGGAGUAGAAGAAUGAAAUAGAGUUAAUUAGAC